This is a messenger RNA of Pundamilia nyererei, 1083 nucleotides long. RefSeq names its product myosin light chain kinase, smooth muscle-like. The transcript has 3 exons. The record is from RefSeq and is a predicted model, not a curated record. The annotation marks the transcript as partial. Gene Ontology annotation, cellular component: external side of plasma membrane. Gene Ontology annotation, biological process: cell surface receptor signaling pathway; positive regulation of T cell proliferation; cellular response to lipopolysaccharide. NCBI's taxonomy places the organism in Eukaryota, Metazoa, Chordata, Actinopteri, Cichliformes, Cichlidae.
UUCUCCAGCCAGGGGUGGUGGAGGUGUCACAGGGGAAGGAGUCUGUCCUGCUGCCCUUUAAAAUCACAGCUGACCUUCCUCAGGAGGUGAGGGUGGAGUGGACACACAACUACAUGAAGGUCCAUGUGUAUGAGAGUGGAAACAAUCAGCCAGAUAAUCAGGACCAGGUUUACAGAGGUCGCACAGAGAUGAACAAUGACCCGCUGAAAACUAAAGACUUCAGUCUGACCCUGAAAGACCUCCACCUCACUAACAGUGGAGUUUACACCUGCACCGUCUACAACAAGGAUGGAGACAUCCUGCUACAGAAAGUAAUAAUUCUCAGUGUCAGAGCUCUCCAGCCAGAGGUGGUGGGCGUGACACAGGGCAUGAAGUUUGUCCUGCUGCCCUUUAAAACCACACCCAACCUUCCUGAGUACAUCACAGUGGAAUGGAGACUCACUGCAUACAAACACAUGAAGGUCCACGCGUAUGAGAGUGGAAGAGAUCAACCAGACAAUCUGGACCAGGACCAGGUUUACAGAGGUCGCACAGAGAUGAAGGAAGACUCAUUGAGAACUGGAGACUUCAGUCUGACCCUGAAAGACCUCCAACUCACUGACAGUGGAGUCUACACCUGCACCGUCUACAACAAGGAUGGACUCAUGCUGCUACAGAAAUCAGUGACUCUCAGAGUCAGAGAGUACCAGGUGGAGAUGGUGGAGGUGACACAGGGGAAGGAGUCUGUCCUGCUGCCCUUUAAAGCUACAGCUGACCUUCCUCAGGACAUCACCGUGAAGUGGAGACUCACUGAACCCAAACACAUGAUGGUCCAUGCGUAUGAGAGUGGAAGCAAUCAGCCAGACAAACAGGACGAGGAAUACAGAGGUCGCACAGAGACGAAUGAAGAUCCACUGAGAACUGGAGACCUCAGUCUGACCCUGAAAGACCUCCGCCUCACUGACAGUGGAGUCUACACCUGCACCAUCUACAACAAGGAUGGACUCAUGCUGACACAGAAAUCAGUGACUCUCAGUGUGAGAGGUGAGUGUAACAGCUGUUUGUCCAAGUUAAAUGAAAACAGGAGUGAAGAGCUUUACCCCG